Manihot esculenta (cassava) is the source of this 2085-nucleotide messenger RNA. Its product is annotated as tubulin-folding cofactor E. Gene Ontology annotation, molecular function: protein binding. The record is from RefSeq and is a predicted model, not a curated record. Bases 131 to 1744 code for a protein of 537 amino acids. NCBI's taxonomy places the organism in Eukaryota, Viridiplantae, Streptophyta, Magnoliopsida, Malpighiales, Euphorbiaceae. The transcript has 15 exons.
UUCUUUAACAUAUUGAUAUUGGCGCUCAAAUUGAAUCCGGCAUCCGACCCGAUUGGUCACAUCCGAGUGACAAGCAGCGCGAAAGGAAAAUCGCUGGUUGGAACUUGGAAACAGUGAUUUAGGGAAGAAGAUGCAGGAAUCAACCGAGUCAAGCCCCGACUCGUUUAAACUCGGCCAGCGAGUCCAUUCAGCAAAUGAUCCUAGCCGAAUCGGGACAGUCAAGUACGUGGGACCUGUGCAGGGAUAUCCAGGGACGUGGGUCGGUGUCGAUUGGGACAAUGGGGAAGGCAAGCACGAUGGGUCGGUGAACGGCGUCCGAUAUUUCCAAGCGAAAUCCGAGCGGUCAGGUUCCUUUGUUCGGACACAGAAUUUGAGUCCUGGCAUUUCGUUCCUAGAAGCUCUCCAUAUCAGAUACAAAGGCGAGUCCACCAAAGAAGAAGAGGAUGAAAUGUAUGUGCUUUCAGCUAGCAACAAACGGGUAUCUGUUGAAUUUGUGGGUAAAGAAAAAAUUCAGGAUAAGCUAAGUAGAUUUGAAGAGUUGAAGGGUGCUUCACUCCCUUAUAUGGGUGUUAGCACUCCAGGAAACCCAAGCGAUAUCAGUAGUUUAGUACCAAAUCUGAAGGAGUUAGACUUGACAGGAAAUUUGAUUUCCGAAUGGAAGGAUGUCGGUGCCAUGUGUGAGCAAUUACCAGGUCUUACAGCACUCAAUUUGUCUCAUAAUUUAAUGUCGCAGAACAUUACUGGGCUACUCCAACUGAAAAACAUCCGAGUCUUAGUUUUAAAUAAUACUGGCAUAAAAUGGACACAGGUUGAAGAACUUAAUCAUUUAUUGCCAGUGAUUGAGGAGCUACAUCUGAUGGGAAAUGGCAUAAGCACAAUAAAGUCAACAUCUUCAUCAAUUGUUCAAGAGUUUGGUUCUUUGCGGCUUCUGAACUUGGAAGAUAAUUCAAUAACUGAAUGGAAUGAAAUAUUAAAGCUCUCUCUGUUAAGAAGUUUGGAGCAACUUCAUUUGAACAAAAACAGUUUGAAGCACAUCUUUUACCCAGAUACUGAUACUAUGCAAAAUUUGCUCACUGGAUCUGAGUCUAAUGUCCAAAUGCCUUUUCAGAACUUGCGUUGCCUUCUUCUGGGAGGCAACAACAUUGAGGAUCUGGCCUCCAUUGACUCACUGAAUGCAUUCCCCAAACUGGUGGAUAUCAGGCUUUCUGAAAAUCCAAUAGCUGAUACUGGAAGAGGUGGUAUCCCAAGAUUUGUUUUGAUUGCACGAUUAUCAAAAGUUGAAAUACUGAAUGGAAGUGAGGUAAGUCGUCGUGAAAGGAAGGACUCUGAAAUCCGAUAUGUUCGCUUAGUUAUGUCAAAGUUACAUGACAAUCCAGAUGAAAUCAAAGAGCAUCCCAGGUUUGCUGAGCUCAAGGCUUAUCAUGGCAUUGAAGAUGAAAGACCAUCAGUUGCAACAUCAGGCCCGCAGAAAAUGGCUUCUGGACUUCUAUCGGUCAAUUUGAAAUGUGUUGCUGCAUCCAUUGGCGAGAAACCAUUGUUAACGAAGAAACUGCCAGCCACAACAACGGUAGGCAAGCUAAAAAUUCUUUGUGAAAGCUUUUUCAAGCUCAAGUCCAUCAAGCCAAAAUUAUUUCUUCAGGAAGAGGGUUCCCCUCUACCUUCAUUGCUGGAUGAUGAAAUGGCAACUCUGAUGGACGUUGGGAUUGGCAACGAGUCGACCAUUCUUAUUGAUGAAGAGAGUUGACAAAAUCGAAAAAGAAAAUUUGAAAUCUACUGCUACAUGAUCCUGAAGAAUGGAAGCAAGCUACAAGUUCAUGCUGUUUCAGAUUUGCCAUUUCUUUCGUCAUGCAUGCAUAACCGUAAAUGAUGGUUUGGUGGUUUGUUAUAUAUUCACUCUUUUGUCUGUUUAGAGUUGAAAUUUCAGGCAACACCAGUUAUAGGUCCUUGGAGAAACAAGUUGGGAUUCAUAAGAAGCGAUUUUGAUUUGCAUAAAGAUAAAAUUACAGUUGAUCCUUUUGUAGAAAAGAAAUUUUUUUUUUGUUAAAAUGGGUUUGGGGAAUUGAAAUAGUAGAAUUUCAUCUCUCA